UGGUUACGCCCCUGGUCCCCAGGCGGCCGCGCCGCGAAACAUCCCCGCCACCAACACGGUGACCGAGGGCAGCGCCCCCCCCCCACCCCCCCUCCACGGGCCUGCCCGCUGGCCUGUAACAAGGUGUGGCGAAGGUUCAAGGAAAUCAGGAAUGGUGACCGAGCUAUGGGCAAUCACUUGCGCGUGGUUUGGGGCCGGUGCCCUCACUUGCAAAAAUGGAGAUGCGUCCUGGGACGUGUCAGGGACCCGCACUGUUCUGGGUGUUGCGUAAAGGUGACUCAGGCAGCAGCCUGUACUGCAGCAGCUCCCCCUGGGCCAUGAGUGGUUAGGGGCUCUUUGCUGCGGUCAGAAGACUGGGCCCUUCUACGGACUCGGCCUGGACAAGCCCCUUCUCCCCCGGGCCCCAGUUUCCGAUCUGUAAAAUGAAGAGAUUGAACUCAGUGGCCUCCUAGGACUCUCAGGUUAUGUGCUAGAAACCCAGGCCAGACACACUUGAUUUUCCAAGGUGCAGUCACGUGAGCCCUCUCUAUCUUAGACACACAGCCUGGAGACCUUGAGCCGUUCCCACGCCAGAAAGAGGCAUUGGGCCCCUGAAGAGACAGGUGUGAAACCAUUAUCCCAGGGUCACGUCACCAACAUGUCCUGGCAAUGCCAGCAUGUGUAUGCCUGAGGUGUAGCUCUCAGGGAGAAAAACAGGUCCGUGGGGCACCUUCCUAAGCCAGAGGAACCAGAAAUUGUUCUCACCACAAUGGGCUGGGUGAUCAGGGAUGGUGGGGGUGCAAGGGGAGGCGCGGGCUCACCAGGCUCUGAUUCCUCCCCGCCCCCUGCAUUGGGAGGCUGCCCCAUCUCCUAACCCAGCACAAUUUCCUCAGUAUUUGAAACCUCUCUUUACCUGCCCUCCAGGAGCCACACUGCCGCGCAAUUGAGCCCGUUACAACAUGUCUUCCUCGCGUGAACCGAGGACUCAAGGGAGCUCAGGUGUGAGCUAGAGAGAAGAGUGCAGUCAGAAUGGGCAUCUGCCUCCAGGUUCUAAGCUCUGGGACCCUCAGACCAGGACACGAUGGUUUGGUGGCCUCCCUAAACCAGUGGGAGCAAAGUGGGACACAGUUCAGUGUGCUUGAGUGCGUACUGGGUGUGGGGUCUGGGCUAGGGCAGGGGAUGGGGGCCAGGGUGAGACACUGCCCUGCCCUCAGGAAGCUUCUGUUCUGGUUGAAUUAGGGAGUGGAGGUAGAGAGGGGGAAGAGAGAAGCCCAGAAGAAAUGCAGGUUUAAAACUACAACUACCUGAGCCCUGCUGGGUGCCAGGCCCUCCCCUGUCUCCUCAUGUCACCCUCAUGGCCCACGUGGGUAGAAGUAAGAGUAAGCAGCUGCUGUUUGUGGAGCGUAUACAAUGUGCCACAUUCUUUUCUUAUAAUUUUUUUCAAUGUUUAUUUAUCUGAGACAGAGACAGAGUGUGAGCAGGGGAGGGGCAGAGAGAGAGGGAGAUACAGAACCCAAAGCGGGCUCGAGGCUCUGAGCUGACAGCACAGGGGCUCCAACUCAUGAACCAUGAGAUCAUGACCUAAGCAGAAGUCGGACGCUUAACCCACUGAGCCACUCAGGCACCUCUCUUUCCAAAGUCCUUUAAUCCUUAUACCACACUCGGAGGUGGACAGUAUAUCUCCAUUUGUUGAUGAAAAAAUAGGAUCAGAACGUUUAAAUAACAAAGCUGAUGUCUGGCAGUCUGUGGUGGUAAGGAGGCCGGAACCCACGUCCCGUGAGGAGGGGCACCAGAAGAGAUUCCUGAAGGCAUUCCCAGUAGUGGGAACUGUGGGAGCGAGGUUAGGACACCGGGGAAGCCCUGGGCAAUCAGAGCACAGCAGGUGAGGCUGGGAAGAUGGGGUGGCCCCUGGGAGGGGGUGUGAACACCAGGGCGAGGGGUGUGUGGUGGGUUUGGCAGGCAGUGAGGAUGUUUUGGAGGUUGUGAGCUAGAGAAGGACGAGGUCAGAGCUCUGCUCUGCCAGGCAAAAGGUUAGCCUGGCAGGGCUCCAGGGAGUGGUAGUGGGUCUCCCUUGAACUGGGGUGGUGGGCUGGGAUGAGAGAAGAGAGCAGGGCCCAUUCUGAUGUGAGCACAGCAGCCCUCAGGCCUUUAGAGCCAAGAGGCCUUAGACUCAGCAAUCAGCUGGGCUGGUUUCCUACCUCUGCAAGCAGUGAAGGACCCUAAGGCCCACAGAAGGGAUUGCCCACCAUCCCUUGGGAGAGGGUACGCAGCAGAAUGAGGACUGUAGUCCAGCCCUUGGUGAGAAGCCAGCACUCAGGAAGGUCACUGGGGCAGCCCAGGGACCCCCAGGAGGUCAGACGUGAACCCCGCUUCGUAGGACCUGUCUGCCCGCAAGAAAGUAGUGGGGGGUGGAUGCUGCUUUGGCCACAGUGGGAAAGCGGAAGGGUGAGCGGGACUGAUUCUUGGGCAUCUGCUGGGGAAGUAAGAGUUGCCACGAGAUCUGGAGGGGCAGGUAGGAGUAUUGUGGGGACUUUACAUCCUUUGGGGCCAUUUGGAGAUGGGGCUAGAGAACUGGAGACCCAGGGGUGGCUGCAAGGCUGCCCACUAAUGCUGCUCCCUCGCUUGUCUGCUCAUUCGCACUUGCAACAAAUAUUGACUGAGUGCCUACUCUGUGCUACGCGCUGUUCUAAGCCUUCGGGAUAACAUCAGUAAACAAAACAGCCCGAGAUCCCAGCCCAGACAACAAGUUAAUGACACAGUGCAUCAGACAGUGAUGAGUGCGAUGAAAGAAAGGAAAGGUAGAUCCAGGAAAGGGGCACCAGGAAUGCCAGGCAGAUGACGUUUGAGUCCAGGCUAGACCAGGCCAACAGGGAGAAGGGACAGCCGAUGCCCAAGGCCUGGAGCCAGGAACCCUUCUGAAGAAGAGAAGGAGGCCAGAGUGGCUGGGAUGGAGGUCAAAAGAGCAUGGGGCUGUACUGUGAAGGCUUCUAGAGCCUAGGAAGGACUUUGGUUUUGACUCUGAGCAGGAUGGGACCCGUGCAGGGUGUGGAGCAGAGGACCGACAUGGCCUGACUUAAAUUUCACCUGCAUAGCUCUGGCUGCGAGGUGGAGAACAGACUGGAAGGGGGCAGGGGUGGAGGCAGGGAGGCCAGGCAGGGAUCCAAGCGGAGGUGAUGGUGGCUUCGGGCCUGGGUAGUAGCAGGGGAGGAGGUGUGGAGGGCUGGGGUGUGGGAUGUGUUUUGAAGGCAAUACCAACCCAACACAGUUUCCUUAUGGAGUGUUAUUGAGAUAUGAGGGAAAGGGAGGGGUCAAGGAGGACUCCAAAGGUUGGGACCCACAUUUGGUGUCUUCCCAGAUUUCUGUGGGCCAUGGCACCUGAGCACUGGAUCUCUGUGCCCUCGAAAGAAGACCCCGCCCCCGCCCCACUACCCAGCAUACCUAAGAAUAGAAUCUGACAGAAUAUUCUGUGGCUGUCGAUGGAAACAACACGUUACAUCAGAAGCCCUGUGCGCUCUGUUAAUGUCGGAGGUUCAUUGUGUUCAGCAAGCUCAGCGCUUUCUGCCUGCACCCACGGGUCUGCCCUGAUGCCCUGCCUCUGCCCCCAAGGCUGCGGGACUGCCGCUGUGCUCCCGUGCCCCACUGCAAGGGAAUCAUUCAAGUGUAAUGGAGAAAGUCAGAAACACAGCCCUGGAUGAGGUCGUGAUCCUGAACGUGAACACCACCGCCCCAGAAACCCCCUCUAGUGACCUCUGGAGACUCCCAAAGGACGUGGGAGAAAAGCGCCUCGGGAAGCACGCGCCUUGCCACAGAUCACUUGGCUGGUGGGGGCAGAGCUGAGACCGGACGACACCACAGCCCAUGCUGCCUCUGCUCAUGUACAUCGGCCCCCCUAAGGCAGAGAGAGAGAGGGCGGAAGCAGAAAAGAUAAAAGUACCAGACAGCACAAUAAACUUCAUAUGUUGAAAAAAAAAAAAAAAAAGUACCAGACAGGUGUGAGAAACACAAGGCAUGAACGGUCGUCUAAUUUCUCAAAAGAUGCAACACAAUUUUUAAAUGAUGUGAAGUACCAUUUUCAAAACAACACGGAGGAGUGUAUUUAACCACACUCAGCUCGUAAAGAGCCGAUGGGCGAGUGGAAUAACGGUGCACGCUGUAGCAUGUUGAAUGUAUUGGCAACAGAGAAGCUUGGUCGAAGGAAGCCGAGAGCGGGAGAGAGGGAUUCAGGUCCCUGCCUUGUCAGUUUGGGUUAUUGUCCAAAGAGAAACGGGCAGUCAUAACCCUUGAACUGAGACACACACCAGCCUUUACACGCUUGAAAUCCCCAGCUUUCCCCCUAGAAAGGAGGGAUGGAGAAGAGAAGGCCAAGCGAGGGAAGCUGUUUCUGACUCACACGAGGGAGCUGGGGAGCCAUAGACAACCCUGGGAGAAGGCCGGGCCUCAGGCCCAAGAAUCACUCCUCUCCUCCCACGCCGUCUGUCUGCCCCCUGGUGGCCAUGCCCCAUCUCUGCAGGCCUGGCCGCCUGUCCCGAGUGGGCGACAGCCUGGCGUGAGGUGCUGUGGGGAUAGAGGGGGUUGGGGCCCGCUGGGCCAGGUAAGCAGGGCCUUGCCCUCAACAAGCUCGUUAAAGCCGGAGGCAGCCCUGGAGGCUGGGGCCCGGCUGCCCUGCCUGGUCACCGUGGGAGGCCGCGAGGCCGUCGCUGGCCGGCAGGGGGUCAGGCCACCUGGGCCAUCACCCCUGCCCUGAGAUUUCACACGGGGCGCCCUCCUCCGCUGUCGAGGCCACCCGAGUUGGCUCCCUCCCUUCUCCUGGUGCCGAGGUCUGGGCACCGGGCCACUGCUCACCCUACGGGCAGAGUUAAACAUUAGUGGCAGGUUAUCAGGCAGAUCAGGGGGAGGGAGACCAGGAACCGGCACUCACCAGUGUCUCUGCCGGAGCCACCAGUUUCCGCCCCUGCCGGACAAUGCCCGUGGAGGAGUUUGUGGCCGGCUGGAUCUCUGGUGAGACACUUUUCUCCCUUCUGUCACAUCCCCUCCACCCCAGGGGUGGGUCACUUCCUGGUGAUUUGGGAGGAGCUGAGACCAAAGUCCUGGUGGCCCAGAAGCACCCAGAGCCAGCUAUCCCGGAGCCUCCUGGCAGUUGCCUGAGGGGAGCGGAGAGGAAGCCGAGCUGCCCUCGCCUCCAGGGCCAAGGCGAGCGCUCCCCCAGACUCACCUGCGCCUGCAGACCCGCCCCAGGAACCCCGCUUCCCUAGGCCCACCCUGGGGGGCUCAGAAAGGAAGUUCACCUUUGACCCCAGCAGCUGUCCUGCAUUCCCCUUUGGGCCUCUGCCCUACCCAGCCGUGGGCUGCAGGCCCUGUCGCUGAGGCCUGCUGUGCUGGGGACCCAGCCCAGCUUCUGGGUGACACUUCUCUCAGAAGAAAAGAGAGGGACGUUUCGAACCUGCCUUCCUGAGAAGGUUCUGUCUCCAGAGCCUGCACCUGCUACACAGGGGAGAUGGCCUGGGGGCCGGGACCCUCCUCCCCUGGUGUCAGCACGACUGUUCUAAGGGCUCCCAGCUCCGCACUGCUGGCCGAGGGGGGGGAGGGGGGGAGAGCAGGGCCCCGUCUGGAUCGAGGCCACAUACUCCACGGCAGUAGUGAGUGGAAGGCAAGAGGGAAGGAGUCAGGCCGGCAGCGGGGCAGGAGCACUGGAGAACCCAUCCCACCGCCCCACGGUUAAGUAGGCAAGACAGGCAGUGUUAGACGCUACGAGGACGUGGUGUCUGUGGCUGGCUCCUCCCUUCGGCCUGUGUCCUCCAGGUGGGGCCAGGGCUCUCUCUGAUUGUCCCCAUGUCCCCACGUCCCCAUGCCUGCCUCACCCAGCACUUGGUGUGGAGGAGGUUGCAAAGGGGACAGCUGGAGUUUCUUUGGAGUCUGGCAGGAGCUCUGGGUUUGGUCCUGGGACACCCUUUUGACACUGUAAAGGUGCGGCUACAGACCCAGACCACAUACCGGGGCAUCAUCGAUUGUAUGGUGAAGACUUACCGCCAUGAGUCGCUCCUGGGCUUUUUCAAGGGAAUGAGCUUCCCCAUUGCGAGCAUAGCCAUGGUCAACUCCGUCCUGUUCGGGGUCUACAGCAACACCCUGCUGGCGCUCACGGCAACCUCUCACCGGGAACGGCGGGCCCAGCCACCCAGCUACAUACACGUCUUCAUAGCUGGCUGCAUCGGAGGGUUCGUGCAGGUCUACUGCUUGGCCCCUUUUGACCUCAUCAAAGUCCGGCUACAAAACCAGACGGAGCCAAGGGCGCGGCCUCCGGGCAGCCCCCCGCCCCGGUACCGGGGGCCUGUGCAUUGUGCGGUCUCCAUCUUCCAGGAGGAGGGGCCCCGGGGGCUGUUCCGGGGAGCCUGGGCCCUGACGCUGAGGGACACCCCCACAAUGGGGAUCUAUUUUGUCACCUAUGAGUGGCUCUGCCGCCAGUCGACGCGGGACGGCCAGGACCCCAGCCCAGCCAGGGUACUGGUGGCAGGGGGCUUUGCAGGCAUCGCCUCCUGGGCCGUAGCCACGCCCUUGGAUGUGAUCAAGUCCCGGCUGCAGAUGGCGGGGCUGAAGCGCGGGGCGUACCGGGGGGUGCUGGACUGCAUGGUAAGCAGCGCCCGGCAGGAAGGUCUGGGGGUCUUCUUCCGGGGGCUGACGAUCAACAGCGCCCGCGCCUUUCCUGUCAACGCCGUCACCUUCCUCAGCUACGAAUACCUCCUCCGCUCGUGGGGGUGAGUCCGGGCAGGUAAUGCCGGCCGCUCCCCAGCGAGGCCACCGCCCACCUGCCCAGCUUGGAGGCCGAGGUGAAAGCACCGGCUUGCGAUCCGAUUCGAGAGGCCCAGUCCUUCCCAAGGGUGAGCAGCAGUGGGCCCGGGCCCUGGGCUCCGGAACACAGGCUGACUUCAGCCCCCCAGCAGCGCUUGCCUUGAGUCUGUGAAGUCCACUCCCCGGCCCGUGGUGCUGGUGACCUUCUGGCCCCCAGCCUGGGGCUUCACCCCUUAAAGAGCUCUUAGAGGCUGCGCCCCUGGGCGCUAACCAGCCACCCCCUGGAUUCCAGCAACUCGUCCUCACGGGCCCUCCUCACCUCCUUUCAAACUGCUCCCCACGUGACCCCCCUGGAGAGCAGCCUUCUGUCCCCUGCUGGUCCAGAGUCCUUCAGUGGCUUCCCUUCCGGUCUGGGGGAGAGCCCCCCCCCCCCACCUCCUGGGCCCUCCCUGUCCACUGGCUUUCUUCUCCCUGGGGGCUUCCACAGCCCAGCCCUGCACUUGGAGAGCAAGCUGUGUUGUUACUGGCCUUGGCCUGGAAGGCUUAUUCCCUCGUGGCCUGGAGCAAACAGUUCCCGAGGGGUGGCUAAGCCCGCUCCGGGCCCAGGUCGAGCACUGUCCCUUGGAGUCUUUCCUUGCCUCCCCCUUGCCUCUUGACUGGCUGGGGGGUUUUCAUACCACUCCCAACCCCCCACCUCCUAGUCCCCACCCCCACCUCAUCCCCUGAUCUCUUCCACAUCCCCCACAGGCCUGGAUCACGGCCCUCCCUCCCCUGUGCUGUGUCGUGGUUGUUGAUUUGCUUCUCAGCCUAACCCCGUUACACAGGGAGCUCCUUGAGGUCAGGGGCCAGACUUCUGAUCGGUCCCUCAGCUCCAACCACCACACCCACUUCCUUGGUGCUGCACCCCCACCUUUCUACCGGGAGUUUUUGCCUGCCUGGCCCCUCUUGGGGUCGUCUCCAGGGGACCGGUGCCAGAAGUCAGGGACCACCUCCCCCAGGAGUGCUGGCCUGGCCACUCUCACGGACGGUGUUUGUUUUUCUUACCCAUCUCAGUUGCUAAGUAGGGGUUACAAACUGGCCAAAGAGGGGUUCCUUGAUUGGCAAUGAAGCCGAGGAGAGUUUGUACCCACUAAUGUCCCUAUCUGGUCUGAGGUCAGCCUGGGCCCACCUUCUGGCGACCUGAGUGCCUGGGAUUCUUACCAUUUACUGGGGGCUCCCAAUGAAAACCAUUACAAUAGGGGCACCUGGCUGGCUCUGUCAGUGGAGCACGUGGCUCCCAUCUUGGAGUUGUGAGGUUGAGCCCCCUGUUGGGUGCAGAGAUUACUUUUAAAAAACAAAAUAAAAUCUUAAAACAAAACAUCA
Molecule: messenger RNA, 8124 nt
Organism: Felis catus (domestic cat)
Lineage: Eukaryota; Metazoa; Chordata; Mammalia; Carnivora; Felidae
Gene: SLC25A45
Product: solute carrier family 25 member 45
Exons: 6
Coding region: 5809-6732 (307 amino acids)
Biological process (GO): transmembrane transport
Cellular component (GO): mitochondrion
Molecular function (GO): transmembrane transporter activity
Source: RefSeq, a predicted model, not a curated record